AAUUAAAACAAUGAAAUCUUCUAAACCAAGAAAAUCUCUAUUUUGAUUCGGAAGCAAAAACUGAAUCAUCCACUGGUACCCUAAUUCUUCUCGUAGCUUCAGUCCAAUUUUAGUUGGAUCAUACUCCAAUUUUCAACGACAGUGGAAGUAACUAAAGAUCAAUUCAAAUCAUUUGUUCAAGAAGAAUCUGUGGAAGUAGGUGAAAAACGGAAUGGAAUUCGGGAAGAGACGCAGAGCAGCAGUUGUGGUACUCGGUGAUAUUGGUCGCAGCCCUCGUAUGCAAUUCCAUGCCCUUUCUCUUGCUCGUCAGGCAAAUCUUGAGGUGGAUAUUGUUGCAUAUGGAGGAUCUGACCCAUAUUCUGCUCUAUUAGAGCACCAAUCUAUACAUAUCCAUACAAUGAGGCUAUGGCCAUCAAGGGAUGGAGUUUUACCAAAAAUAUUUCGUUCGGUUAUGCUUUUGCUAAAGCCAUUGAUUCAGUUCAUUAUGCUUCUUUGGUUUCUUUGUGUUAAAAUAAAGGCCCCAGAUGUAUUUAUAGUGCAGAAUCCACCUUCCGUUCCAACUUUAGUUGCUGUCAAAUGGGCCAGCUGGCUGAGGCAGUCCUCCUUCAUCAUUGAUUGGCAUAACUUUGGAUACACUUUGCUUGCACUAUCUCUUGGCAGAAGUAGUCGUUUCGUAGCGGUAUAUCAUUGGGUUGAAUUACAUUUUGGGAAGAUGGCACAUGGAUCUCUAUGUGUCACAAAGGCAAUGCAACAUGAGUUGGAACAAGUUUGGGGAAUCAAAGCCACGGUGUUAUAUGACCAGCCUCCUGAGUUUUUCUGCCCAACUCAUCUCGAAGAAAAGCACAAGUUGUUUUGUAGAAUUAAGAAAGAUAUAUUCAAGUCAAAUGGUCCUCUAGACUGCAUCAGCUAUGGAAUAACUAGCAAUGACAUACAAGAUCCAAAUUCAACUCUAUUUACGAACCUGAUUGGUGACGAUUAUCACUUGAAGCAGAAUAGGCCUGCACUUAUUGUUAGCAGUACAAGCUGGACCCCAGAUGAGGAUUUCGGCAUUCUUUUGGAAGCAGCAGUCAUGUACGACAGGCGUGUUGCUGCAUUACUGAAUGAGAAUGAUUCAAAUGGGGAAGAAGUUCUAUGGAAGGCCAUUGAUGAUGGGAAGACAUUUUCGUAUCCUAGGUUAUUAUUUAUCAUCACUGGAAAAGGACCCGAGAAAGAGAAAUACGAAGAGAAGAUAAAGAAGCUGAACCUCAAGCGCGUAGCUUUCCGUACCAUGUGGCUGUCACCGGAGGAUUACCCAUUUCUUCUUGGAUCAGCUGAUCUUGGUGUUUGCUUGCAUACUUCUUCAUCGGGGUUGGAUCUCCCAAUGAAGGUUGUUGACAUGUUUGGAUGCGGUCUGCCUGUUUGCGCUGUUUCUUAUUCUUGCAUCACAGAGCUUGUAAAACCAGAUAAGAAUGGGCUACUCUUCUCAUCAUCAUCGGAGCUUGCUGAUGAGCUAAUGAUGCUCUUCAAGGGUUUUCCCAAUGAAUGUGAUGCUUUAAAAAUGCUGAGAAACGGGGUUCUGGAGAUGGGAUUGUCUGCAAGGUGGGCGACCGAGUGGGAAGCUAAUGCAAUGCCAUUGAUAUCCAAGGUGAUUUCUGGUGACCUGCAUUGAUUUUAAGUUGAUCUGAAAGAGGAUCAGCACAAAGAUUCAAAGGUUUCCUGCAUAAACCACACGGAACUGACUUUUUGGAAGUUACUUUCUGUUCUUAAUUAGGAAGUUUGUGCUUUUACACGAGUUGUUACUUGAUAUCCUUGCUGAACUUGCUUAGUUUUUUUUUUUUUAAUUUCAUCAAUCAUUUGGUGUAAUUGUGAUUUAUGCGAGAUCGAAAAGUUUUAGUUAAGCUAUAAUACAGGUUAGGAGAUAUGGAGAGCACACUUGUAUAAGCUAACUUAAACCCAAUAUCGCCAUAAAGCAGGGGUCUAGGGCAGUGCCCCUUAUGGAAGUAGAUGUCCCUGAAGUUGAAACAGAGUCUUCUGAUGUUUGCAUAAGGGAUCAGGAGGCCGAUUCCGAAGGCAAAGGUUCAGAAGGCCAACUGAUCUUAAGAAGGUUGAAGAUCAGAAAGCUAAUGACUUUUAUCUGAUCUGGAACAACCGUUUUUCAUUCAUAUCGUUGGUGGGAACUGAUUUAACACUGAAAUAACUAUUUUUCGCCAUAAUAACUGUCGUUUAACAUACUAAAAACAUCACUGAAACUUGAGUGUUUUUGCCUAAAAAACAAGUGUGAAUUUGGACCAUCCCAAAGUGAAUUUCGUGCAACUCUAGUCUGUGAAAGGGUGUGAAACAUUACUCUCGGAAAGUGUUCGAUACAAGAUCCAUUAUUCUAUCAAAGUGUAUCUCGAUUGAAACAUCAUCCAAACCCAGAUGGUUCACAAGGAAGAAUGUACAAGUAAGUGCAGUGAUUGACAUUUAGGAAAUUUAUAGAUUCGUACAGCUUUGGUUCAUAACU
Molecule: messenger RNA, 2482 nt
Organism: Cynara cardunculus var. scolymus (artichoke)
Lineage: Eukaryota; Viridiplantae; Streptophyta; Magnoliopsida; Asterales; Asteraceae
Product: UDP-glycosyltransferase TURAN
Exons: 16
Coding region: 212-1648 (478 amino acids)
Cellular component (GO): endoplasmic reticulum
Molecular function (GO): mannosyltransferase activity
Source: RefSeq, a predicted model, not a curated record